UGCCCAAGGACCCCGGGGCCCCGAGGAGGCAGGAAGCCCCCAGGGGCUUGUUCCCGGAAGGCGGGCUGGAUGGUGAUGCGUUAAAGAGAGAUGCCCCUGAGGGGGGGCUAUGAUGGGGGGAACCCACACUCUGGAGCAGGGGAGGAGACAGUUUCCUUCCUGACUCCCUGAAUGUCUCCUCUGGGCUCUCAGCCACGUGGACUCCAUUGAGCCCAGAAAGAUGUUGACCUGUGUCUCUGGGGAUCAGAGCUCUUCAGGCAGCAGGAGCUGGCAUCCUUCCCAAAGCAUCUCCAGGGCCUGGUGACCCGUCCAUGGCGAGGACCCCAUGGGGACCUGCUGAUGGCCGGGCAGAGGAGGAAGCAGACCCUGAUGCGAGUCUCAGAUCGGGAAGGCCAUGCCCUGCUUGCCCACACCUGAAACGGGCGUCUCGGGAACACACUGGGACUGUCAUGGGAACGAAACCAGGUUCUCAUGAACAGGCAGUUCCCCUUCCUGAGGGGAUGCUGAUAUGAUGUGAAACCCCAGCCUCGGAGAGGACACACCCUGUGUGUCUGUCUGUCGGGAGGACACCCAGGUCUCCUCCAUCGUCACAGCCUGGACUGCAGGGAGGAGAUGCCAUGGCCACCACCCUCCCCGCCCUGCUCUGCCUCGGGCUGAGUGUGGGCCUGAGGACCCAGGUGCAGGCUGGGACCCAGCCUAAACCCACCAUCUGGGCUGAGCUGGGCUCUGUGGCCCCCUGGGGGAGCCCUGUGACCAUCUGGUGUCAGGGGACCCUGGGAGCCCUGGAGUUCCGUCUGAAUAAAGAGGGAAUCUCAGUCUCCUGGGACAGACAGAAACCCCUGGAGCCCGGGGACAAGGCCAAGUUCUCCAUCUCACUGAUGACCGAGCAGCACGCAGGGCGCUAUUGGUGCUACUAUCUCAGGGGAACUCGCUGGUCAGAGCUCAGUGACCGCCUGGAGCUGGUGGUGACAAGACCCUACGGCAAACCGUGCCUCUCAGCCCUGCCGAGUCCUGUGGUGACCUCGGGAGGGAACGUGACUCUCCAGUGUGGCUCCCACCACGGAUUUAACAGUUUCCUUCUGACCAAGGAAGGAGAAGACAAGUCCUCUCGGACCCUGGAUGGACAGUGGAGCCCCGACGGGCAGACCCAGGCCCUGUUCCCCGUGGGCCCCAUGAGCCCCGGACAUGGGUGGACAUUCAGAUGCUACGGUUUUAACAGGGACAUCCCCCAGGUGUGGUCAGCCCCCACCAACCCCCUGGAGCUCCUGGUCCCAGGGCUGUCUGGGAAGCCGUCCCUCCUGACCCCGCAGGGCCCUGUCGUCACCUCUGGACAGAACCUGACCCUUCAGUGUCGCUCUGACGCCGGCUACGCCAGAUUCGCUCUGUCCAAGGAGGGGGGCCGGGACCUCCCCCAGCGCCCUGCCCGGAGGGUCCGGGGGCUCUCUCAGGCCGACUUCCCCCUGGGCCCGGUGGGCACCAUCCACGGGGGCCAGUACAGAUGCUACGGUGGACACGGCCUCUCCUCCGAGUGGUCGGCCCCCAGCGACCCCCUGGAGCUCCUGGUGGCAGGAGAGUGGCCAGCGGGACUGCUCAGAGACAGACCCUCCCUCUCGGCGUGGCCGGGCCCCUCGGUGGCCCCGGGGGAGAACGUGACCCUGCUGUGUCAGUCGGGAAACAGGACGGACACUUUCCUUCUGUCCCAGGAGGGGGCAGCCCAUCGGCCCCUGCGUCUGCGCGCCCAGGACCAAGGCGGGCGGUUCCGGGCCGAGUUCUCCUUGAGUCCUGUGAGCUCGGCCCACGGGGGCACCUACAGGUGCUACCGCGCACUCAGCAGAGACCCGCACCUGCUGUCCCGGCCCAGCGAGCCCCUGGCGCUCCUGGUCUCAGACUACACGGUGCAGAAUCUCAUCCGGAUGGCCCUCGCGGCCUCGGCCCUGGUGCUGCUCGGGGUCCUGCUCUGCCAGGCUCGGCACGACCGCGGAGGAGCCCGAGACGCGGCCCGGAGCUGAGCACCGGAGGCCCCCGGCACCGUCCGGAGCGACCCAGCCCCCGACGCGAGCUUCCGGCUCCGGAAAGAGCCUCUGCCGCACGUGCUGAGUGCGCUGUCUGUGGAGACCCCGGGGGAGAGACGCGCCUGGGGGCGG
Molecule: messenger RNA, 2144 nt
Organism: Dama dama (fallow deer)
Lineage: Eukaryota; Metazoa; Chordata; Mammalia; Artiodactyla; Cervidae
Product: leukocyte immunoglobulin-like receptor subfamily A member 6
Biological process (GO): cytokine-mediated signaling pathway
Molecular function (GO): inhibitory MHC class I receptor activity
Source: RefSeq, a predicted model, not a curated record